Molecule: messenger RNA, 5397 nt
Organism: Sphaerulina musiva SO2202
Lineage: Eukaryota; Fungi; Ascomycota; Dothideomycetes; Mycosphaerellales; Mycosphaerellaceae
Product: Cation_efflux-domain-containing protein
Exons: 5
Coding region: 22-1515 (497 amino acids)
Biological process (GO): monoatomic cation transport; transmembrane transport
Cellular component (GO): membrane
Molecular function (GO): monoatomic cation transmembrane transporter activity
Source: RefSeq, a predicted model, not a curated record
GGCAGAAGGGAAAACAAAAACAUGGUCGGCAAGAGAUCUCUCCCUACGCCUUUGGUUGGUAAACCCAAGAGCGGUGCAAAUAACAGAAAGAAAAGCACCAGCAGUUACGGAGGCAGAGGAGGAGGAGGGGGAAAUGGAGACUUGGAAUCCGGAACAGGCUACGAGACCUACCAUGAUGAAGUGAAUGCAAAUGGAAACAACGACGCAAGACCUCGCCCGAAAAUUCUCGACGGAAAGGCUCCCAAGCCGGGCAUCUGGAGAUUCCGCGAUGCAGCGCGUACGGCACUGGAAGAUGAGCGGAGAGAGGAUUUGAAAAAUAAGCUCUUGACGCAUAUCAAUCAUGACGAGCUCGAACGGUUUCGCAAAUCCGAUGAGGAGUUGAAGGAGAUGAAGAAGAAGGAAGUUCGUAAAUUCUAUGAGGCGCAGAAUGAGCGGUUGAAUGAUUGGCUCGAGGUCGAUGCGAUUGUGAUGGCAGUGGCAGAUGAUGUUCUUGAAUCCAUGGACCCCGAUCCCGACAACGACGGAACGCGCGAGAGAGGCGGUGGGAUUCAGGAUGUACAGGGGAAUAUCUAUGAACUCUUGCCAGACGACGAGAAGAAGAAACGGGCGCAAGCGGAGAAACGAGCGAAAUGGGCAAUCAACGUCAACGUAAUCGCCAACAUCCUCCUCCUCGCGGGAAAAAUCUUCGCCGCAUCAACCACCGGCUCUCUCUCCCUAAUUGCCAGCCUGUUAGAUUCCGCCUUGGACCUCCUCUGCACCGUGAUUGUCUGGACGACGAACAAAAUCGUCGGCUGGAGACUCGAUCGGCUGCAAAAACGAUUUCCCGUCGGCCGCAAACGUCUCGAACCCUUGGGGAUUCUGGUCUUUUCCAUCAUCAUGGUCAUUUCGUUUGCGCAAAUUCUGCAAGAAUCCGUCGAGAAGUUGAUGCCGUUGGAAGGAGAGGCUGAAGCCUUGGGAAAUGCGGCCAUUGCUGCUUUGGUCGCGACGGUGGUUGUCAAAGGCAUCAUCUGGUUCGGCUGUUCCCCAAUCAAAACCACCCAAGUCCAAGCCCUAGCCAAAGACUGCAAAACCGACGUCAACUUCAACACCCUCUCCCUCCUCUUCCCCCUCAUCGGCUACUACGCCGACAUCUGGUGGCUCGAUCCCGCCGGCGCCGCCAUUCUAUCCAUCUUCAUCAUUUUCGAUUGGGCCUCGACGUGUUUUGAAAAUAUCACGAGAUUAUCAGGUCAAGCUGCUGAUACGGAGUUUAUCAAGAAAUUAAUGUACAUCGCCUACCGCUUCAGUCCCGUCGUGCAAGGUUUCAAAAGCGUCACUGCCUACCACGCGGGAGAUGGCGUGUGGGUGGAAAUUGACGUGCUCAUGGAACCCGACACGAAAUUGCAUCACGCGCACGACGUCGCCGAGACGUUACAGUAUUGCUGUGAAGGGUUGCAAGAGGUGGAUCGGUGUUUUGUCACCAUUGAUUAUAGCUCGAGUGGACCCACAGGACAUGCGAACGAUGCCGAGAGAGUGUGAUACUGCCUGCUAACUUGGAGAGUUUGAUCAAGUUGGCUACAUGCAGCCGGGAGGCAGGGUAGAGAGAAUUGAGACGAGGAAUAUCUGAGAAGAAAUGAUAUGGAUACACGCAGAAUGGUAGUAGUUGUCUAUUCAUUACUACGAGGCCUUCCAAUUGCGAAUACCCUUUUGUGGUUUGUUCCCCCUGAUCACGUACUUCAUCGCUUGCUCCGGCCUCAUGACACCAAUAUGUCGGUAUCGGAGUGCCCAGCCUCGAUCGUCUGCGCCUGUGCCGGUAAUCACCGCAAACUUUCGAAACCUGCUGGCGUGGAGCAGAGCCCAUCCUGCAAACCACUCAACCAGCACGUCUGCUGCAGCUUCCUGGUCACGUUCCCACAGCCCAGCAAAGCUCGGAAGUAAAUCAGGGUUGAUGGAGACCAAGUGUGAUGUAGCCAACGGAUUGGGUGGAUCCUCGAGGUCUUCGUCCUCUGGUGGGCAAAGAUCACACACGGCCCCAUACAAACGCAACCAGCGCUCAUCCGGUCGGCCUCGUUCUAUGAAAUUUUCCAGCAGGAAACGUUUCAGUCCGGGCCGGGCGACGAUCUUGUACACCUCGGCACCUUCCGGCUUGCUGCUUGUAGCAUUGAGGAAGUUCUGUAUGAUCUCGGUGGCCUCUUCUGGAUAGUGAGCGAUCAGAUCAUCAGUUAAGAGCGCAGCGCCACCGAGAGGAAACAACCGCGUGCAUUCAAAAACAUCCUCCCGGUCGUCUAGAAGUGCUGCAGUAUGGUCGAUGCCAAUCGUGAAGAAAGAGGUAGGACGCAAUGUCAUUUCGUGUAAUUUGGGAAUGCGCCAAAGAGGUGUAUUCGGAUGCACUAAGACCACACCAGCUCUGUCGUAUCUUUUGCAGAAGUAAGACCACGAUCCAGGCAUUCCGGCGUGAUACACCCUGCACUUCAUCUCGACGAAUACUUGCUUCAAGAAAUCAAGCUCGGCCGCGUGUGCAGGAGGUAUCAUAAGGAAGACGGCUUCGACCCCUUUAUCAAAGAUGCGGCUACGCUCCACUUGCGCCAACACUUCACCGACGAUGAGAGCAGGAGACCGUGGAUCAAGUCUCAUGGGUGUGAGUCUCGAGCUCAGCCUGCGUCGAAGAUCCGGACAGCCGUCAAAUGCACAGAGCUUCAGCGAGGCACUACUGUCCGAAGGCAGACCCGGCGUAUCGAGGAACUUCCACUGUUCGGCGUUGCUCGGAUAGACCAGUAUGUUCGUUGCGCUGUAACCCUCCACAGAGGCAAGCAAACAGCACUCGUGCAGCUUACAAAGCUCUGCUGCGCUUGAUACCUCGUGUUUCGGAGACACAUCCAUAUGUAUGACCGCAGAAGCUGCGUUGGAACUGUUCUGUAUGUCCUGCCAGAGCACAGCUUGCACAUCGCUGGUCAAUAUCGCGUGCUCUGCGCAAAGGACCGGACUAUCUCCUACCAUACGCGUAAACAUAUCGUCUCCGAAUACAUCGAGUGUGAGUCGAAUGCUAUGAGGAUGCUCGCUGCCUUGGUGGUACAGCUUGAGCAUCGCACUUCUCGUGAUCACUGCGGCAGACGCACUGCCGACAUCCCACAGCGAGUUUCCUGAUUCUGGUGAUAUCUGGGGGCCAGGCAAAGAUGUGUGCAUAGGUGACGCUAUUAGUGGCUCUGGUGACAAGACCAGAUCAGAAGCGCCAUGAAACCCCAUACGUGCGGGAGUUGCUUCUGGCACCUUUGCGUACUGCGGCUCACCAAACACUGGUCUGUCAAAAGACUGUCGUGGUACCUCCGCAUCCGCGCCUGACGUCCAUCGAUGAUUCCCCAUAGGCGCCAAGUUGGUUCUGGGCUCUGGCGCCUCGUUCGACCGGAGCAUAUUCUUGAGUAUACCAGGUGGCGGCGGCGCGUUGAAACCAGUAUCCGAGUGUGAGAAUGGGCAGUACUUGCCCUUUUUGCAACUAUUCUGGGUACGCCAGAAGUAGCAAGUAAGAUCGCUAGAAUGCUGCUUGCCACUAUCGGGACGCUUCCUAGUCUUUUGCGGGUCUCGUGACAUGGUAGAUUGUGCAUACACGAGUUGGCUCGCUCUCACAUCUUCGACCGUGACGCCUGGCGGUGGAGCAUCAUAUGGUGUGUCAUGAUGGGCAUACUUGCAGACAGCUCCGCGCUUGCAAAUUCCGUGAGUGCGGAAGAAAUGGCAACGGAGUUGGCCAGGAUCAUACCGUUCGUCUGGUGGCGGCAGUCUCAGUUUUGAGGCAUACUCGCCACCUAUCUUCGUUGCAUCGCCAGCCGCGAAAGAAUGCGCGAAGCUGCAAUUCUGCGCACUGUGUUUGCAAGUGCCCUCUCGCCAAAAACGGCAUAUGGCAGUCUUUCGGAUGGAAAGCGAUGCGUUCGCAUCACCUGAUGUAGCAGAAUGUUGGUGCUCCGAGGUGUUCUCCGCACGCAGAUCGCUAGCAGAGCCCUCGGUGGAGCGUACAGGCAAUGCUUCGGGGUUCCUAGCACUGGGCGGUGGCGACCGUCUCGAAUACGCGCCAUCGAUACCGCUCACGAUCGUAGCAGGAGGGGUACUGGCAGUCACUCCUGGAGCAGUACUGGUUCCCGUAGCUGUCUUUGUGGCAGACUGUUCUGCUGCCGCGACUGAAGCAGUGCUGACUUUGGACGGCACAACCACGUUCCCCGUUUUCGGAUCGAUAAUGUUCAAGGCACUAAGAUCAGGAGCACCUUCCUCGCGAGUGCUCUUCUGGACUGCGUGCUGCAUCCGAAGAUGAAGAAACCCAGGCCGUGCUGUCUCAUCAACUACGGACCCGACCUUCGGUACACGUUUGCGCUUUUUAGCCUCGCCAUCCCAGUUUGACAUAACGUUCUUCGACUUCUUAGCUCGAGCGGGUAAGGCGACUGAAGCACUACUGCUUGGCACGUUCUUCCUAGGUAUGGCAGACUGGGAUGAUUGAGUUCGCAUUGGGGCAGAUGGCCGUUGUUGCGGCUGUGCUUCGUGUAUACGCUCAUCUUGCGUGACCUGUGAUUUUGAGUGUGAGUUGAGACGCUGCUUCUUUGGCGAUACCACGGAGGAGGUUUGAGAACGCUUCCUGCGGACGUCUUCCCUGGAGGGUCUCUUGAUCGAUGAUGGUGAUCGGAGUUUGACUUUCUGGGAGCCUGUUACUACCAGUGACUCCUCGCUGUCGUCCGAUGUGAUUUCUGCAGAUUCGUCACUAGAAGACGAGGCAUUUCGCUGCUCACGGCGUGGCUUCGUGAGUUUCUGAGCCACACCCUUGCGAUGAACAGGCUGCUGUGGCGGUGCACGACGGUUGGCUGUGCGCAACGCCAAAGGCGCAUCAUCUUCAGAAUCUUCCUCUUCGUGAGAGUCUGCGGCGUGCGUGCUUUCCUCUUCCAACGUGUCCGGGCGAGUUGGCAGAUUCUUCUUGCGACGUUUGGCAUUUCUUCGAGCUCGUCUGCGAUUCUUCUCGUCUCGAUGCUUCUCCCAUUCUUUUUGCCACUGAUGCUGGUCAAACGCCUGUUCGCGCCCAUCUCUCACGGCCUUCAGGUGCCGACGCCAUUCCACCCAUAUUUCACUGUCGUCAGGAGGGAGGCCGUCACGCGGCUCCCAGGUCGCUUCAGGCGUCGCAUAGCCCUGCCACUUGAUGAGGAAAUAGUUGUCUUUCUGACUGAGAAUCUUCUCAAUGUCGUACAACCCAUCGCCGUCGUCUUGAGUGGUGUAUUCGGUGCCUAUAGAGUCGUCCUCGGAAUCCGUGUAGAAGAGCUUCGGAGACAUUACCGCCUAAGUAUGUCUCAGGGCUUGCAACAACAUGAAAUCAGCGACUCCAACGCAAACCGAUGGCGCCCAGUGGCAAGACUCCGAAGUGCGAGGAUAAGGUAAUGUACCUAGUCAGUGUAC